ACAGUAAGUACUGGAUGGACAACAUGCUGUGCACCGGCGACGAGAAGAGCCUGGGCGAGUGCCGCUUCGAGGGCUGGGGCAGCAGCGACUGCACGCACGCGGAGGCGGCGGGGGAUGUAACAAAUCAGAAGCUGACGUUGAGACUUGUGGGAGGCCGUGUUCGAGAAGAAGGUCGCGUAGAAGUGAAACUGGGAAACUCAAGCAGUUGGGGUCUAAUCUGCGGCGAUGGCUGGAGUCUGCUCGAAGCUGGCGUGGUGUGUCGUCAGUUGGGGCUGGGGUUCGCCGCAGACGCUGUCCAGACAGACUUCUUCGGAGGCAAACCGGAGGCCAUCGUGCUGAGCGGCGUGGAGUGCCAAGGCGCAGAGUCGCACCUUGGGGAAUGCCUACACGAUCGCCUGGGCGAUGCGGUUUGUCCCGGGAAAAGAGAGAAUAUCGCAGGUGUCGUCUGCAGCGAUGCUAUGGCAGAUUUAGUCAUUGAUCAUCUGGAAAUCAUGCGUACAGCUCAUCUGGAAGACAGGCCCUUGUACUUCCUGCAAUGUGCAAUGGAAGAAAAUUGUUUGGCUUCAGCUGCCUAUAGGAUUCAAAAAGAAAAUCCCGGAAACUGGCAUUUGGAAACAAGGCGUCUAUUACGAUUUACAGCUCGAAUUCUUAAUUCAGGAACAGCUGAAUUUAGACCUAUGAUUCCCAAACAUAUGUGGGAAUUUCAUCAGUGUCAUAUGCACUAUCACAGUAUGGAGGUAUUUGCCACGUUUGAUAUCAUGGACUCCAAAGGCAAGAAAGUUGCAGAGGGCCACAAGGCUUCGUUCUGUCUGGAGGACAACCAGUGCUUACCGGGGGUGAAGCCGACGUUCGCGUGUGCUAAUUUUGGAGAUCAGGGGAUAUCAGUCAACUGUUCGGAUAUUUAUCGACACACUAUUGACUGCCAGUGGGUUGAUAUCUCUGAUCUAGAUCCUGGCAUGUACACGUUUAAGGUUGCCAUUAAUCCUGAAUUCAAAGUGGCUGAAAUGACAUACGAGAAUAAUGCUGCAGUUUGUACUUUGUAUUAUUCGCAAUCGUUUGCUCAUAUUUACAAUUGUGCAUUGCAACGUCCAUAACAGAAACAAUGUUGAAGCUCUGUCCCGCAUUCUUCUCGACUCUUCUAAUGCACAUUGCAAUGCAAAUUACCAUUGACGUCUUGCCAAAAGAUGGAAAUUCCAUCUGUGUGUAUUAAAGACAAAACUGUACUCUCCUUGAUGGAGAAUUAAGGAACUCAGUUUCAAAGUGGUGGAAAACAGUGAUAGCAAGUGUCAGUGUAUAGAUUAUAUAAAUGCAAUAUGCGUAUAAAUGCAUAAGAUUGGCAAGUAUUAUUGCUGCCCAAAGGAAUAUCUUUUCUUGAAGGACUUUACAGAAGAGUAUUGAAUAGUACUUAAGUAUCAUAUUUGUGUAUAUCUUGCAAAACUGAAUGAUAACUGUAUGCUGUUGAAGUGUUAUUUUGCCAUAUUAACUAACCUUUUGUUGAAAAAAUCACGUUUUCUUAAAGCCAAAUUCAGAAGUAAUAUGAAUAUUCUAAAUAGCAUAGUUUCGCAGAUAGAAGAUUAAAUAAUAGUGAUAUAAAUAAGCCCGAUGGUUCGGACUUUCCUAACUCGGUCUUUCUUAAGUCUGAUGGUUCGUAGCAUACAAUCUUUGCGUUGUACGCAAACAACCUUCGGGCUUAAUAUGCGAUUGCAUACAACCCAAACGUUGGAUGGAAGCAAGGUGAAAGAGUUGUGUCUUGCUGACCUGCCCUUUUCUGGCUGAGGGUCACAAUGAUAGUGUGCCGUAACCCUCCAGUGCAUGGAUGAUGGAGUGAACAAGAAGGGGGAAUAAUAAGGAGCCGCAUAACUGAAUAAUAAUUAAUGAGAUAAUUGCAGAGUCCCACUGUAUAAACAUAUCUGUCAGUUAACUUCGACUUUUGCCCGCUAUUCCUCUUCCCUCAUGUUUAACCACGUUUUGUGUAUUCCGUCAUUACUGUGGGUCCUGUCGCUCGCGAAACAAACAGUUCAACUGUUUUAGUCCCAGAUGAUCCUGCUAACCGCGUACCAUCCUACAAGCCCUCCUUCAAAGUCUGAUCACACAGAUCACACAUUUCAACAAAAGCAUAUAAUUCACUGCAAUUUUCCUUCAAAACAAUGCGGCCGCGCCACGGAAUUUACACGACUGCUGUUGCGUCACUAUGCAAAACGAGGCACUAUUCGUAUUCCUUUUGUACCACCCCGAUAUAUAUAU
Molecule: messenger RNA, 2244 nt
Organism: Gryllus bimaculatus (two-spotted cricket)
Lineage: Eukaryota; Metazoa; Arthropoda; Insecta; Orthoptera; Gryllidae
Source: the annotation of a GenBank genome assembly